CCCACUCGUACCACUACUACUCCAUGAUUCCAUUGCCCAAACACUGCACUCUGAUGGCAUCCCGUAUCCACACAGUGCCAUCCGCAGCCGCAGUCUAGGAAGCCUUGCACUUUGGUCCGCCUCUCGUUUAUCAAACCUUGACCGCGAAGGUACCGGUACCUCACCUGAGUCGCCUGGUGUCGGUCCAGCCGCGCACAAUAUGACCAGAUGACCGCUCAAUCAUUUCUCACUCAAGCUCUUAUUUGCCAUGGUGCACCUGUACUCUCCUCGCGUUUCUAGCAUUUGACACUCUUGCGGCGCUUUUGCGAUCCGUUCCAAGGACCCUGUACCACCUGUCUAAACCCAAAGGAAAAAAAAAUGGAAAAGUUCUCGCAGUUCCGUGACAAAGGUUCCGGCAUCGCUCCAUUCCUUCCCAUUCCGACCGAGCCUGCUGGGUUCGCCUUGCCCUUGCACAUAUUCCUCUUCGUCUGUCGUGUGCCUCUGCUUCUGGUCUUUGCGCUCUCAUACUUCCUCAUUCUACAAUGGAUGCCGAUCGGUAUCCUGGGCAGAAAGGCUUCUUUGUGGUGCAUCCUGGGCAUACCUGGAAUAUGGUGGAUUGAUUUACAAAUCGACGGGGUCAAGAAAGGGUCUCUUGCCCAAAACAAGACGAGAAUUCCUCAAGAAGGCUCGGUAAUUGCUUCAUCAAGCGCUUCACCCAUUGAUCCGCUGUAUCUGGCCGCCAUUUUCGACCCGGUGUUUGCUGCCACCUAUCCUUACACGAGGCUGGUGGAACCCAUCUCUUUGUUUACAGCCAUCCGCCGGACCUUCUGUCACCCCAAGCUGGCGCCACCACCCGGCUCCAGACUAAUGGACGUCGAAACAAUGUUGAAACAAAAUCCAGGCCGCGUCGUGGUGGUUUUUCCAGAAUGCACCACAACUAACGGAAGAGGCAUACUGCCCAUGAGUCCAAGCCUUCUAGCAACCCCUCCGCGGACAAAAGUGUUUCCCGUUUCCCUCCGGUACAGCCCUGCAGAUGUCACGACACCCAUCCCGCACGCUUACCUGACCUUCCUCUGGAAUCUCUGCAGCAAACCGUCCCAUUGUCUCCGCAUCCGCAUUGCCGAGGCAGUGUAUAAUAGCAAAAAGUCCUCAGAUCCGGAGUCUGCCAUCGCAGCAAAGGUUUCAUCUUCUUACACUGCAAACUAUUUCGACACGCUAGUUUCGUCAGACGGGGGAGCCAGCAGCGAUGCAGACACGCUUGUUGGUAGUGGCCUCGAAGACCAAGAACUUUCCAUCACCAAGGAGGAAAGAGCAUUCUUGGACAGAAUUGCCGAGGCCCUGGCGAGGUUAGGACGUGUCAAGAGAGUGGGACUGGGAGUUAAAGAGAAAGUCGAGUUUAUCGCCAUGUGGACGAGGUCUCGAAAGCGAUGACAAGGCAAGACGAAUGAGUUGCGUGGGUGAGUUGUUCAUCAGCUGCGGGGAGGUCCAUGAAAGAUAUCAGCACCACUUCCUAUCCGAGACCGACUGCUCGCUCAGAUGGAACGCCCUGCCCGAUCUCCGCCCUCGACACUUCUUAUGGAGUAGUGGGAGGCAUAUGGCAACACCUCUUCUGACUUUUCCUUUAUCCUUAUACCUCGACGUGGCUUUAUAUCUUGGCAAAUAACUUGAUAGAAACACAGGCUCAUUUUUCUCUCGAAGAUCCCGCGAAGUUGACUUCGGCCGACCCGAAUGCCGCGGAAAGACCACGGAGAGUGUAUGUGCGGAGCAAGUGUUUUCUGUACAAUUUGUCAAGAGAUGGGGAUCGGGCGUUGCCCUCGGUGAAAGAGGAGAUGGCUGGUCCGGUCAAUGACACCUCUCCUACCUAUCUCUUCUCGUUUGCAGGGAACGCGACGCCUCACAAUCCAAUGCUGGUCCUGCGAAUGCGUGGAGCAAGGACCACGAGGAAAUGGACGGUGGCUGGCAUGGGCCCAAAGGAGCAACAAGCGUGCAGUAAGGUUAGCCAACUCCGGCUAUGUUGACAGCGCACCGAAGAAGAGCCAAUGGUGCUCAGUGCGUAUGGGGCCAGGCAGGGUGCAAGAACCGCUCAAAUGAGGUUUGGUCUUGUGGCCGAGAGGAUGAUCGAGACAGGGAAAAGAGUGGUUGCCUGAGACCGACCCCAGCCUCACGAGGUACCUGUUGGCCAUUUCAUGACCAUCCAGGCAUCUGAGCAGGUACAGCUGUUCCGCUGCAGCAUUACUCAUAGUUUCUCGAGGGGAAGAGCUAAACCCGUCGUUUGCGGCGACUAACCGCGAACCGGGGAGAACUCUGGUCAAGCUGGCCACCUGGUGGAUGCUGUGCACUUAGUAAUAAUGGUUGAAUAACCUGAAGCGAUUCCUCGGCCCCAGGAACUAAACUUCUUCCAGCGCCCUCCUCGUGAACCUCUUGCCUGUUACAACUGGGUGCUGCUGCAGUACGGAGAGAUAGCGCCUUACAGCUCCAGACGGCAGCUGGGUACUGUUCCGUUCUGUAUCUAUCAAUGGAGCUCGAUGAACACCACCACCACCGAGGUGCGGGGCGGGCGCUGCUGGGUGCCUGCCCAAGGCAUAUUCAAUCUCGAUUUUCGAUUUUCGACUCUCGAUUCUCUGGGUUGAGGUAGAGGAGUUCGACGUUGUCCGGACCUGGGCUGCGCGAAGAAAGCCCCGCCAACACAUCUAUGCCGCGUCGAGUCCCUGACACCGCACCUGUUGACUAUCGACGGCAGCCAACUCUCUUCGCCGAGAGACCUUGCGCAGCCUUGCAGGAUCGAACUGCAAGCCUAGAGUCCCGAGUGUCUCUGUCUGAAUAUGGUAAGGAUGAGUCUAGAUUCCACUGGCUCCGACUACAUCGUCCUCCCUGGCGCGAGCUGUCGGACAACAGACUGAGUCGCGACAGGAUACGAAAUACCAUGAUUUCCUUGCCACGAUCCAUAGCCCGAACAGGCCAAAUUUGGAGUGAGCGGAAGCUUCUCCCCUGCGGCGGUGACUGACUGGUAUGCUGACUACAUUGAGCAUUGUCGCUGUGCACGGCCUCAACCCGAUCAAUACCGAGUCCCACGCUUACAAGACUUGGACUGCACCAGAUGGGACAUUCUGGCUUAAAGAAUUCCUCCCACACGCAUUAGAGGAAAGCGGCGUCAGAGCGAGAGUCAUGGUGUUUGGUUACAACUCCAACGUGCUCUUUGACACUUCCUCAGCUGGGGUCCAAGAACAGGCUGAGAACCUGCUGAAUCGGUUGAACAGAGAGAGAGACAAGAUCAAUCCGCCCCACAGACCAAUUCUCUUUCUUGCCCACAGCCUCGGAGGAAUUGUUGUAAAGAGUGUAAGUUGAAUAAGCAUCCUUCAAAGGCUUCAAGACUAUAAGCGACUGCUGG
This is a messenger RNA of Cladophialophora immunda, 3367 nucleotides long. RefSeq lists its product as uncharacterized. NCBI's taxonomy places the organism in Eukaryota, Fungi, Ascomycota, Eurotiomycetes, Chaetothyriales, Herpotrichiellaceae. The record is from RefSeq and is a predicted model, not a curated record. The coding region runs from base 358 to 1410 and encodes 350 amino acids. The transcript is spliced from 3 exons.